Molecule: messenger RNA, 3586 nt
Organism: Frankliniella occidentalis (western flower thrips)
Lineage: Eukaryota; Metazoa; Arthropoda; Insecta; Thysanoptera; Thripidae
Product: monocarboxylate transporter 2-like
Exons: 6
Coding region: 10-1575 (521 amino acids)
Biological process (GO): transmembrane transport
Molecular function (GO): monocarboxylic acid transmembrane transporter activity
Source: RefSeq, a predicted model, not a curated record
GGUGUGGGCAUGACGCGGGACUGCUCGACGCUCAUGGUGGCGCAGUACUUCAAACGACGACGCGAGUUCGUGGAGAUCUUCAUCGUGUCAGGCAGCGGGCUGGGUAUCGCCGUCAUGUCCGCCUUCAUCAAAGGAGCCAUCAGCGCGAUCGGCUGGCGGCUGGGGCUGCAGGCCGUCACGGGCGCCGUGUUCCUGUCCUUCUUCCUCGGCACCUUCUACCGAUCCGCGUCGCUGUACCACCCGCAGCGCCGCGCCAUCCUGCACCUCAAGAACCAGAAGCGCAAGAUCAAGGACAAGAACAAGGUGGACGACCGGCCGCCCUUCUUUGACUUCAGCACGCUCCGCUCCAAGACCGUGCGCAUCCUGCUCGUGUCCACCGGCAUCAGCUCCUUCGGCAUCAACACACCCAUCUUCUACCUGGCGCACCAGGCGGAGGAGGAGGGGCUGGGCGAGACGGUGGUGCUGCUGCAGACGUACCUGGGCCUGGCCUGGACGCUGGGCUGCGCCGCCUUCGGGCUGCUGGUCGUGCGCAACGACGUGGAGUGCCGCAUCGCUCGCCAGUACCUGUGCCAGGCCGCCGUGUUCAUGUGCGGGCUCAGCAUGCUGGCGCUCACCGCCGUGCGCGGCUCCUACCACGGCUACGUGCUCUUCGCCUGGAUCUACGGCAUCUUCUGCGGCGGCUACCACUACUCCCUCAAGAUGUACACGUACGAGCGCGUGCGGGCGCGCAACUUUGCGCGCACCUGGGGGUUCGUGCAGUGCAGCCAGGCCAUCCCCAUCGCCAUCGGCGUGCCCAUCUCGGGCUACAUCAACGUCGGGUGCGGCGGCAAGGCCGGGUACUACUUCAGCUCGACGUGCGUCCUGGCGGGCUCGCUGGCCCUCUUCUUCAUCGACCUGCACCGGCGCAACCUGGCGCGGCACAAGCACACGCGCGCCAACGGCACCAAGCACCUGUGCGUGUCCGAGUCCUGUCCGCAGCGCAAGCGCCUCUCCUUCAGCCAGGAGCCUGACAACCACAACGCGGACGGCAUCGCCCACGGGGGUAUGGGGCUGGUCGGCGCCUCGGCGCUCGUCAUGGGCGUGGGCGGAACGGACCUGGGCCUGGGCCUGACGCCGCCUGGGGACGCGGCCGCGGACAAGCCCGAGCUCACCUGCAUCUCGGAGGAAGGCAUCGCGGACAUGGACCUGCCGGACAACCUGCUGGACGACCUGGACUACAUUGGCGACUGCAUCACCUCCUGCAACAAGGUGGAGAACUACCUCAUGCUGAGCGAGUUCGAGAACAACCUGAUUGCCGAGGUGCCCGUCAUCCUGGACCGCAAGGGCCGGCGGUGGUCGCUAGCGCGCCAGGGCGCCGCCGCCAAGGACGACUCGGCGCUGCCCAGCCGCGACCCCCGCGACCCCCGGGACGCCCACGACCCCCCGCACGACGAGGCGGCGUCGGGACAGCGGCGCGGCUCCAGGGAGCUUCCCCCGGUAGGCCCGGGGCCCGGCCGCGUGGCCUCGGGGGGCAAGUGGAGGCUCGUCGCUAACCCCAAGCGGGUCAUCACCGUCAUCGACGAGGCCUCCGUCUGAGCCAAGAUCCUAUGUGAACCUGUGUGAGUGCGCGCUUGUUUGUGUGAGAGAAUGAGAGAGAGAGAGAGAGAGAGAGUGUGUGUGUGUGUCUGUGCGUUUCUGUCGCUGUUCAUAACUUGAGACUUCUAGUCAAGACCGCAUCCGGUGUGAGUCAUUGCUUUUGACAGCGAGACUGUUCAGCUCGUGUCCGCAUAGACAUCGGGGUAAAAUGUGGGACCCUAUGGCCGUAAUAAUGCUCGAGACUUUUAAGUGUGACGGUGCUCACACAUCUCCUCCGAUAACCGUCGGCGGCAGCCCUGCCCUCCGUGGCCCUGCCCUCCGUGGCCCUGCCCUCCGUGGCCCUGCCGAGCCCAUCUCGGGGAUAUGGCGCGGCCCUAGGUGCGUGUGCGUCAGGUGACAGACCAGUUUGUGCAGGCUCCUGCACCAGGUUUAAUGCAAACAACUUAACUACUGCUGUGUGCGGUAUGUUUGUGACAAGAUCCGCAAGAUGUUCGUUUCCAUAUUGAUUGUACGCUAUACUGGCCAUUUAUAUAGAGUAAAUUUUGGUUUGAAUAAAAUAGAGAAAAUUUUGUGUGUAAGAGUUUAGGUACACGAAGGCGAAUGGCCGCUUAACGCCAUGCAGCGAGGAGUAGAAAUGCCAGCGGGGAAUUCCAGAUCGAAGGCGCGUCCAUCUGUCAUGCCCCAUUGCCUGAGACACUGCAGCAGGACUGUUUCCCUAUUCUUCUGCUUAAAGUACUUGUUGAACCCCUUUAAAAAAAAAAAACAAAAAAAAAACUGCAAACGUGAUUGGACGCUCGCUUAAGCCGCCCGGCCUUGUAACGCUACACCUGAGCUUGCGCUCGCGCUCCUCGCCGCCGGCCGAGCUUACCUCUUCGCUCGCCUGUCCUCCCAGUGAGAACCGAAGCCGUGAAGAGAAAAACAAAUAAGUGAGAGAACGUGCCCCCCCCCCCCUCGUUUUCCUCCAUCCACGUUUCUUACGUGACCACGCCCCUCCGCCCGCUCCUCUCCGUUGCCGCGCCCGUGCUAGAGCCGCUCUGCUGCGCCCUGUUCUCAUGGUUCCCAUUCACCUGGCCGGGCCGGGCGGGUCGCGCUGCGCUAGAACCGCUAGAGCUCGGGCAUGUCUCCCCCGCCCCGCCCCGCCCGUCUAGCCUUGGUCUAGUCCGCCCGAGGCGACCUCCUGCACGCGUCUGAGCGCCCGGGAACAUCCAUCCGGCUUCCUUUUUAUUUUUAUUUUUUUUCCUUACGGAAAAAUGACAAUAAGAUUGGAUUUCUGCUGUCCUCGGCUGUAAUAAUUUAUUUAUUUAGUACUAGUAGUGUACUCGGUAGGUUCUUCAUUGUACCAAUUUGUACUGCGUUGUAACGCCACUGCCAGAGAUGCUACUGCCACUGUCUUAUCAGAAUAUUUCCUGUUGCCACGGAAAUGAGUCGAUCCGUCAGCAUCGUAUUUCGUUUUCUUCCUGGGAGUGAAAUUUUCGCAUUCGCGACCAAGCAUUGCCUGCAAUGAGCUGAGGGAAUGAUUUUUUCUUAAAAGAAAAAUCAUCUUCCAGGAUCAGUAGUUAUCCUGAUACUGUUGAAAGUUUGUUGAAGUACAAGACUGGGAUAUUAAUGAGAUUGCAUGAUUAAUCAAUUUAAGUGUACUUAGCUCAUUUGAGGUGCGCUGACUGAAAUGUCACACAUAAAGCAACUUAUAUAAUCAUAGCCCUUGUGUUUUUGUAGCCACUAUUUGUAUGGACUUCUGUCCCUCUUUAAAUGUUUGGUGACCUAUAGAUCACACCCAAUUAUUUUGAACCAAUUACGAUAUUGGUAAAAAGACAAAAUGAGUGUUCAAAAUUAUUUUAUGUAGUAAGGCUGAGCUCAGGUGGCAUCAAACAAGUCUCAGAUUAUAAGUAAUAAUGUAAGCUAGCCAGUAAUUAAAUAGCUGGCUCAAUUUACUUUUCUGUGCAUGUACAACAGCAAGGUACAAGAGCUGUAUUGUCAAUAGAAAUAUUAUUUAUUUGUUUUUGUAGCAUAA